AUGGAAGACAAUGAUGUUUCAGACAGCUUUAGUGUGGCAACAGCUAGAGUUGACAAUCGUGACAUUAAUAGGAAUGAUCGACCUGCGUCAGACGGUCGGGGCGAAGAUGCUCGUCAAACUCUGAAACGCUUGCUUGAGCCACUGUUCAACCGACUUCGCCCCGUAGAGCGCCAGUUGAUUGGGGCUCUUCUUUCCUUUGUCGUUGCCCAUCCAGAGGAUGAAACAAGUCGGAACAGUUUGUUCCAUACGUUCUCGACGAGCGACGAGGAUGCUCGCAUCCUAGACGACGUUCUCGCUUACUUGGAGCGCAAUGGAACGCUUGAGCUAGUCGCAAUCAACCUCGAGAUUGCUUUUGCAGCGACAAAUUUACCUAAUUCGCGAUUCUGUUCGGACCUUCAUCCAACGAACGGCGUCGCAGGAGAACACUGA
Messenger RNA from Seminavis robusta, 429 nucleotides. NCBI's taxonomy places the organism in Eukaryota, Bacillariophyta, Bacillariophyceae, Naviculales, Naviculaceae. The record is from the annotation of a GenBank genome assembly.